AGGUUUGAUUCUGAAGCAGCGCGAGGGAGUCAUGACUUUUACCUCCAUGGAAAACUACUGACUUUUUAUUUUAUUGUAAACUUCAGAAAGGUCGUCUGACCCUUCAGAGUCCUCUUCGCCACAAUGAGUUGGGGGGCGCUCUACGCCCAGCUGGGCGGCGUCAACAAACACUCCACCAGUCUUGGAAAGAUUUGGCUUUCUGUCCUCUUCAUCUUCCGCAUAACUAUUCUGGUCCUGGCUGCUGAGAGCGUCUGGGGGGACGAGCAGUCUGACUUCACGUGCAACACGCAGCAGCCGGGCUGCAAAAACGUCUGCUACGACCACUUCUUUCCCGUGUCACACAUCCGCCUGUGGUGCCUGCAGCUGAUCUUCGUGUCCACGCCGGCUCUGCUGGUGGCCAUGCAUGUGGCCUACAGGAAGCGUGGGGAUAAGAGGACCAUGCUGGCCUCCAAUGGCACAGAAAAGACGACUGACAGUGACCUGGCAUCGCUGAAGAGGAGGCGUCUGCCGAUCACAGGCCCACUGUGGUGGACCUACACCUCCAGCUUGUUCUUCAGGCUCAUCUUUGAGGGCGGCUUCAUGUACGCACUCUACUUCGUCUACGGUGGCUUCCAGAUGCCGCGGCUGGUGAAGUGUGAGCAGUGGCCCUGUCCCAACAAGGUAGACUGCUUCAUCUCCCGGCCGACAGAGAAGACCAUCUUCACCAUCUUCAUGGUGGCCUCGUCAGCCAUCUGCAUGAUCCUGAACGUGGCUGAGCUGGGCUACCUCAUCGGCAAGGCGCUCAUGAGGUGCUCAGCCAAGUCUAAUAAGAGGCGUUUAUCCCCCACGGAUGGUGUGAGGCGAGACAAUGCCCACGCGCAGAAUAAGAAGAAUGAGAUGCUGCUGUCCACAUGCACAGAUUCAUCCAGCAACAAGACCGUGUGUUGAAGAGCAGCCAUCAGAAUGGACUGGAGCGAAAGACGAGAAACCCACAAAGUGUACCCAGAAUGCAUCAUGAGGAAAUUUCACAGAAAUCAGUUUUGUUCGGAUUUGACCUCAUUUCUACACUCUGUAUUUAUACUGAUUUGCUCUUUAUUGCCACACAUGGCCUCAAAUUUUACGCGAGGGGUCACAUGUCCCUCGUUCCUUCCUGGCGUAAAAGUCACAGAUCAAACCAACAAGCGCAGAUUAUCUAUUACUGUCGUACACGCCCUUGUCCUCGUCUCCUUCUACCGUUCACACUGAGGUUUGCUUGCAUGUGCCGUGCUGUACCAAACCAGAGCGGAAUGAGUCCACACUGACAUCUGCUGGUGACAGCGGGGAUCCUACUGGUUAAGUUUUACAGAAGAAAAAUGAAGUAAAUGACAAAUGAAGCAGAAUUUGUGAAGAUUUUCAGUGUGUUGUUUAACAUACAUUUAAUUUUAAAUGUUAGGUACAUGUUUUACAGUUACUGAUUUUUUUAAAAGCUGAGUUUAUGCUGUUGAAUCAAAAUCAAGCACAAAAUCAAGUUGGACAUUUGUUAAAUUACUUUCUUUUAAUGAUUUAGUUUUUGCAUGUGUUAAUAACUACCGAGGGCUGUGUUGCACAGGGUAAAAUUACACUGAAGAAGAAUUGAUGUUACAUUGUUGAAUCUUAUCUAAAACUACAGUGUUUUGAUGAUAGAUGUGACGCUCUUUGCUGUUCGAUCAAGUCACAAAGUUUUCUGUCUUUUUUUACUUGAACUGAAAGUGUUUGAAAUUGAAUUGAAGUUUUUCUUCAGAGGAAAAAAAAACACUGAGAACAUGUUAGGUAUUUUAACACUUAGAUGUUGUUUGGUACGAACAUGAGAAUUGUAAAUGUUAAGGGUGCACAUGAUGUUGACAUGCUUCCGUCGGAAGUAAAUGUGAAAUGAUUGCAUAGAACUGAAAUUGCUGUUACCUGCUGAGUUUAAUUAAAACAGCAGGAUUAUCGUGUUAAGCAGCAAACUUCAACAACUGCUUCAUCAUUAACAUUAUAACUGUGUUUCUGUCAUAGUAAUCCUGCUUUUAAAACCCUGAUAUGAGGCUUUGCUGAUCAGCCGACACCUGCUACUGUGUAAUUAAGACUUUCGUUGUUGUCACAUUGUGUGUGUGUGUGUGUGUGUGUUUGUGUGUGUGACCUGACUGCCUGUAUCAGCUUUCAGGAUGUGCCUUUUUUUAGCCACAACACCAAUCACCGCUCGGCCUCUUGAUGUGCGGAUCCACAAAGUGACAAAAGACUUUGUCCUCCGUCACAAAUCAAAAAUAGGGGACGAGCUCGAUCCUCCUGAGACAUUCUGGACAUUUUUCUCUUCCACACUCUGAUAAUACUUUGCUUUUUAACAGCUUCCUAAGUGAGAAGGAGAUGAAAUGUUUGUGAUUGUGUUUUGUACCUAAGAUAUUUUUUAUUACACUUGCACUUUGAUCCUUGAAGUCAUUUUGCUCUUUGAGACUUUUUUUUUGGUCAUAAAUCAGUAAAAC
This is a messenger RNA of Platichthys flesus (European flounder), 2456 nucleotides long. RefSeq names its product gap junction protein beta 8 (gene gjb8). Gene Ontology annotation, biological process: cell communication. Lineage: Eukaryota; Metazoa; Chordata; Actinopteri; Pleuronectiformes; Pleuronectidae. The transcript has 2 exons. The record is from RefSeq and is a predicted model, not a curated record. Gene Ontology annotation, cellular component: connexin complex. Bases 124 to 927 code for a protein of 267 amino acids.